AUGAUGGAUAAAGAUAUCGAAAAGCCGAGAGUUUGUGUUGUUGAUGCAUCAGCUUAUGUUGGAUUUUGGAUACUCAAGAAACUACUCAUCAAAGGAUAUCGAGUUCAUGCAGCUAUCCAAAAGAACGGGGAGAAAGAGAUAAUCAAGAAAAUAACAGACUUACAGAAGACAGAGAAAGGAUUAACUACAUUUACAGUGGAUAUGUUGGAUUAUCAUAGCAUUCUUGAAGCAGUGAAGGGCUGUUGUGCUUUGUUUUGCUGUUUGGAUAGCCCAUUUCAAUAUGAUGAGAAAAUGGUGGAUAUGGAGGUUAGAGGCGCCAUUAAUGUGGUGGAGGCAUGUGCACAGACAGACAGUAUGGAGAAGAUUGUGUUUACUUCUUCUUUAACUGCAGCAGUAUGGAGACAAAAUAUAAAUUCAGAUCACCAAGACGACGUCGAUGAAAGGUCUUGGAGCGAUCAAGAUUUUUGCUGGAAAAUGAAGUUGUGGUAUGGUUUAGCAAAGACGCUUUCUGAGAAGGCUGCUUGGGCUUUAGCCAUGGACCGCUUGCUUGACAUGGUGUCAAUCAAUCCUGGUCUAGUUAUUGGCCCUGCUGUUGCUCAACAAAAUUCACAAGUGACAAUGUCAUAUCUUCAAGGUGGAGAACAGAUGUAUGUGAAUGGAGUUUUAGCUUUUGUUGAUGUAAAUUUUCUAGCCGAUGUUCAUAUUCGAGCUUUUGAAGAUAGAUCAACAAUUGGCAGAUAUUUCUGCUUCAAUCAAAUUGUGAACUCAGAUAAAGAAGCUCUAAAACUCGCGCAAUCCUUGACCCCUUUAAUUUCCAUACCAUCCAGCUAUAAUUUGGAAGAGAGUGAAGUACAUGCUGAGAGAUUGAGGAGCACAAAACUUGGCAAGUUGGUUGAAGGCGCUGCCUAUUAG
Molecule: messenger RNA, 912 nt
Organism: Fraxinus pennsylvanica
Lineage: Eukaryota; Viridiplantae; Streptophyta; Magnoliopsida; Lamiales; Oleaceae
Source: the annotation of a GenBank genome assembly